AUGCAAAUAGAUGUGGCAAGGCUGGAUGUGUUUUUUGGGUGUUGUGUUGGUGGAAGGAAGAACAAGGUGAAGGUGAUGGGGUCGGGGGACACGUGUGUGGCAGGGUCGUGGGGGAACAACGGAAGCGGGCACGUGCGAGGUGCCAGCGUGGAAGGGGGCGUGGGACCCGGGGCAGAGAGCAUAGGAGUACGGUGUACUCGUCACGGUGCUGGCAUGGGAAACUUGUGCUCUGUUGCGUGUUAUGUUAUGUGUGCCCUUCCACCGAUCUCCGCCACGUGUCCUCUUUUUCUGGGUCCGUUAUGGUUUUCUUCCAUUGAAAUUUCCUUCAAACCCUAG
Messenger RNA from Sphenostylis stenocarpa, 336 nucleotides. NCBI's taxonomy places the organism in Eukaryota, Viridiplantae, Streptophyta, Magnoliopsida, Fabales, Fabaceae. The record is from the annotation of a GenBank genome assembly.